AUGACAAUGACCACCCUGGACGACGAUCGCAUGUCCGCUAGCUCACCUGACUCGGAUAAUGACAACGACAAUGAUAAUGACAACGAUAAUGAUCGCAACGACAUCGACGAGACGAUGGAGGACGCUGAUGACAACGGCGACCAGGAUCAAGACGCAGAAGGCGACGACGAUGAUAACAACGACGAUGAUGACGAUGAUGACAAUGCCGAUGCAGAUGCUGAUGCAGACGGUGAAGGCGAAGAGUCUCAACCGCCUGCGACAGACUCAAACGAUCAACCGAGCACCCAGAUAAAAUCUGAACCCGACGAUUCGCAGUCACAGCCCAGGAAAUCAGCUACACCCGCUCCGAGUCUCGACAAGCGGUGGCCCCAGCCGUCGCCCGAGUACAUCAGCGCAUCGUCCUACGAUAUCGUGCCGACCAUGGCGGCGCCGCAAUCCACGAGUGUCAAUGCCAUGGCUGUCACGCCGGACUUGAGGUACUGGAUCACGGGAGGUUCGGACGGGUAUAUCCGUAAAUAUGACGGGCCCAAUACCAUCAAUGGCAAGCUGGCCUUGACCGUCGCGCAGAGGCAUCCGUUUGUGGACAGCGUUACGAAGGCUGGCAUACUCAUGUCGUACUGGGAGAAUGAGGAGCCGCCGCCUCCGGGACGGGGAGACCAGGAGCAUAUCCUCUCGCCUGUGUAUUCUCUUGCGAUUCAAUCGCAGGCUCUUUGGUUACUCUCGGGUCUUGAGUCUGGCGGUAUUAAUCUCCAGAGCGUCCGGCAUGACGAGGGCAAGAGGAUUCACUGUCUGCAGCAGCACACAAACGCUGUGUCUGUCUUGACAAUGGCACAGGACGAAAAGAGCGUUCUCAGCGGUGGAUGGGACAAGAACAUCUUCGAUUGGGAUCUCAACACCGGUCAACCGAUCAGAAGCUUCGAUGGCAACGCAGGUCAAAUCUCAGCUCUUGAACUCCGUCCCGCAAGCGGCGCCCCCAUCCCAGAAGACGACGAUGAGCCACCGCCUCCUACAACAAUGACUACAAAUAACGCAGCGCCUAUAGCGAAUGGGAACUUUACAGAUCCGCUUACGAACGAUGGAGUCGAUGAUAUGACCGCCGACUUCAACGCCAACGCCCACCCCAGCAACGGCGAUGGCGAUGGCGACGGUGCAGCCUCACCCGCGCACGACAGUCUCUUUGGAGGAAGUGACGCGGGGAGCUUGUUCGGCGAGACAAAGGAAGAUCAACCCUUUGGCAACGACGACGAUGAAUUCACUGCAGUGAUGCCCGGCCAUGGUCAUGAUAGUGCUAUGGACCAUUCAGCUGACAUGGCCGCACUCGAUGCAGGAAAAGAUCCAGAACCAGAACCUGAACCGGUUCCGGAACCCGAGCCGGUCAUUGAACCGCCCCCGCCUGAAACAUCGCAGGAUACAAGCGACGCUAUGGACGUCGAUCUCGUACCGGCUCCAACGCAAGCCACGGAACCAUCUCAAGACGCACUCCCCAAGUCUGAGCCAACCUCACCCUCGAUACUCCUCACAACACACACUCCCACGAAUCAUGAUCCAACACAAACAUCCAACACAACGUUCCUCUCCGCUGCAAUGGACGGAACAUUAAGGAUCUGGGAUAGACGCCAGCAAGAUCCCGUAGCGCGCAUCGGCACAAGGAAUGGUGUUCCCCCGUGGUGCAUGGGCGCCUGCUGGAGUCCCUCGGGCAACAACAUCUACGCGGGCCGUCGCAACGGGACGGUGGAGGAGUAUAAUAUUCACAAGGCGAAGAGGAACUGGGAACCUCACAGGACGCUCAAGUUUCCCGGGGGCAGCGGAGCAGUCAGUGCCGUGAGACCCAUGAUAAACGGCCGUCAUCUCGUCUGUGCCUCCCACGAUAUCAUGCGUCUCUACGAUCUUCGAGAAUCGCCCAUGAAGCACUCUAGCGUUCCCUUCCUCAUCAUCCCUGGUCCUCCCCGUGCAGGCGUCAUCUCCAGUCUCUACAUCGACCCGACAAGCCGCUACAUGCUGAGCGCUGCUGGCACAAGAGGCUGGGAGGGUACGAGCACAGAAGUCCUCAUCGGUUAUGAGAUCAAUGCUACCAAUGGAUAG
Molecule: messenger RNA, 2082 nt
Organism: Fusarium subglutinans
Lineage: Eukaryota; Fungi; Ascomycota; Sordariomycetes; Hypocreales; Nectriaceae
Product: transcription factor SPT8
Exons: 2
Coding region: 1-2082 (693 amino acids)
Molecular function (GO): protein binding
Source: RefSeq, a predicted model, not a curated record